Molecule: messenger RNA, 476 nt
Organism: Dichomitus squalens LYAD-421 SS1
Lineage: Eukaryota; Fungi; Basidiomycota; Agaricomycetes; Polyporales; Polyporaceae
Exons: 2
Coding region: 219-401 (60 amino acids)
Source: RefSeq, a predicted model, not a curated record
CCUAGACGCCCAUUUGCUGCUGGAAAGUCCUCGAGGUACGAAGAGAUUGCAUUGCGCCAUCCGUGCGACAAUCCCUUGAAGGCCACCCGCAGUACUUCUUGCCUCUAUCCGCGAGCAUUGUAGGUAACAUGGCUGCCGUGGAUGCGUUGCCUAUAGCCCACUGCAUUGUGUGUAAGCUGAGUGCGUAGAUCUCGACAGGGAACGCUCUUCUGGGUCCCAUGUCGAUGGCUGCGGUCACCCGCUUCCGCUCCGGUCUGGCGUUCUCAUGCUCCUUGUCUAUCUCCAGACUAGGCGGUCUCCAUCUCUCGCCAUCUGAAGCCGGUUAUCAGGGUAGCAAACAUAGCCUGGCAUUCCCAGCAUGCGGCGUGCCUGUACACAGACGGACAUUCCUGGCGAUGUAGCGUCAAUCUCGCGCCCAAUCUACAUUGCAGAAAAGAUUAGACCCCUCCGGUAACGUGGUUUUGCCAAAACUGUAC